CUUAGAGACCAUUAGAGACCUACAGUAAAGCUGUCGUCCACGGGGUUGCAUGUAAACGUAUAUCACCAUGAACACUGCAAGCAUAACCAUCAUUCUGCUCACCCUCCUGGCCAUUUUCUCAACAACUGAAGGUAAAUAAUCAUCCAUUCAUCACUUAAUAUUGUAUACUUAAUUACUAAUUAAUUACUACUAUUUUAAAUAUUUUAUUAUAGUUUAUUACCUUAUUGAAUUUAUAACCUGGGUACAUUCAUUUUAAGUUUUGGCAACUAAUCAAUAUUCCAGUAGUGUUGGUGACUCUUUACAUGACAUUGUUCUUAUUACUGAGUUAUAAUCCAUGUUUAUACAGAUUAAGAACUGUUGUAACUACUACUCAUUGUUACACUGUGUUUACAGCAGUAACCCUUACCCUAUCUAGCCCUAACCUGUAACCAUAGAUUCAUACACAUGCAAGAUAAACACUGAAAUUGAACCAAGAGAUUUAAGACAAACCCAUUGUGGUUUCCUCUAUUUUCUCUCUAUAGGGAUAAAGCAACCACUGGUUCUACGCUGCCUUUGCCCCAAAGUGCAGGCUGGUCUUAUUCCGUUCAGGGAUUUGAAGAGUGUGUGGCACCUCUCUCCUCGCCCACACUGUUCAAAGACUGAAGUCAUGUGAGUAUAUCCCUCCCUCAACUGAUAAAUCAACAUAACUAAGCAUUUAUAAUCAAUAACCGGUAUGAUUAUUGAUCAAUUUUGACAAUGAUCUUCUCCUUAAAAUAUGUAAAAAAGUUGUUGUCCCUCAAAUGAUAAAUCGACACCUCGAUAGUUUAUCAUCAGGUUAAAUGUUUUGACAGUGAUCUUCAGACUAAGUGUUAAAAACAUGAAAAGUAACUUAUGAUUUCAAAAAGUUUAAUAAUUUGCUCAAAGGGAGAUAAAACAAAGGUACUGGUGCACAUCUAGAAGAUAGUGCAUUAAAGGGAUAGUUCCUAAUUCCUGACCUUGAAAGCCAUCUAUGGACCAUCUAUCCCUUUAAUUAUUUUCAGUGUCAGACUCAAAAGUGGACGUCAACUCUGCCUGGACCCAAAGAACCGUUUGGUGAAGAUUCUGGUGGAGAGAUCAACCAGAAGGUAAUAACAAUCCAUAACUUAAUAAUACAUUCCAUGGCAGUGCAUUGCUGCCAUUGCCUUGUAUUAGCGAGAUCAUAGCCUGGUCCCAGAUCUGUUUGUGCUGUUAUGCAAUACAGCACAAACAGAUCUGGGACCAGGCUAGCCAGAUCAUGGUUCAUGAUCAACAUUUAGGAGAGAUAGUCUACGGUCUACAGAUGCUCUUAAAAAAGCAAUGUCUUCAACUAGUUUUACUUGUCUUCUUCUCUUUUGCAGAAUGCAGGAACGUAAACAUUCUAAAGAGGUUGGAAGCACCACUCGUGCCCCGUUACACUUGUCAACCAAAUAAUGGACAUGAUUCAACAACUUGUCGACUGGUCUGCCUGCCCAGUGCCCAAUUCUGAUGCAUCCACUACAAUACUAUGAUGCUUAUUGGGAUUGUUGCACUGUGAAAGAAUUGAUAAGCUGACUUUCUUCUCCUGCGCAGAAGGAUAAAUGUGACAUUGUAUACACAUUUUCUUUAUCCGUGCAUGACUUCAUUGCUGUCUCAUACAUCACACCCUAAUAUAUCACAUUAUAUGAGUAAUAUGGCUAGUCAUUGUUUAUAAUAUGUUUAUUACAUAUGUGUUUAUUCCAUAUAAUAUGUUUUAGUACAUGUAUGUUCAUUAUAUCUUCACCUGUGAAGGGCACAGGUAGCCUCAGGAGUCCUUAGAAGAGAGCUGCAUAUAGGUCACUGAAAAGAGACCUUUAUAACAGGACUUAAAGACAGAGUGUCUGUCCAUUGAUGCUUUCAUUUUAUAACUUGUCCAAGCAAGCAAAUAAAAACAACAUAUUCAUAUCUGUUGACUGUCUCGGUAUAAUGUUCCAUUUUCAGUCAAG
Molecule: messenger RNA, 1958 nt
Organism: Coregonus sp. 'balchen'
Lineage: Eukaryota; Metazoa; Chordata; Actinopteri; Salmoniformes; Salmonidae
Source: the annotation of a GenBank genome assembly